UAAAGUUACGACGGCAGUCGAGAUAACUACUCUGCGAUUGAUUCGAGUUUUACUGAGUUUAUUGAUAGUUUAUUACAUUAAUUUCAGUGCAAAUUGUUGCUUUUAAAACACAGAUCGUUUAAAGAUGUUCGGUGGAACACUGGAAUUUCGGAUUUAAUACAGCAAAGCGAUGAAGAUGAUGAGCCGGACCGUUGUCAACUGUUUGUUGACAUUUUUGGUUUUGGCGAUUACAGUCCAAGAAGGAACUUCCUCACCCUCUGGUGCUGGGGUUGGAUCUUUCUUGGGUCAGCAUGGGGCUGAUAUUAUGAAGAAACUUCUUCAGUCUUACUCCUCUGUGAGAAUUGCAAGAAGUGUGAGAACAUCAAAUACCUUCCCACCAAGAAUAGAUGACAGCACAAUACCACCAUUGCAAGCCAGAGUCAAAAAUUAUUGCUGUCCCUAAUCUCGAUGGACACUAUGCAUACAUUAUUACAGUAAAGACUGGACUUAAAAAAAAUGCAGGAACCAAUGCAAAUAUCAAAAUGGAGCUGUGCUCCAAGCAUUUAAAGUCACCAGAAUAUUUACUGAAAGACUAUGGGACCAAGCAGAAGGUCUUCUCUAGGGGCAAGGAAACCAUGUUUUUAGUUUACAGUACUGUUCCCCUUGGAGAACUGUCCCAUGUGCUGAUAACUCAAGAAGGACAUGGAGUCAAAGGGAAAUGGCAUUUAGACUCUGUCAUUGUGUCAGACCCUCAAGCUGAUCGAGAGUGGCUGUUUUCCUGCAAUAAAUGGCUGAAACCUCAGCGCAGAAGUAAGGAAGGCCCUGCAACACAUACCCUGGCCUUGGCAGAUGCUGGCAGAACAUUUUGUUUGGUGUGGAGCUCCAUGUUAUGUUUCUUCCGUCAGUAUCAUCGAUGGAUUUAUCCAUUUUUUGGAAGUGGACAGGAUUCCAACAAAGUACUGUCCAGGCCCCUCACUCUUGUGAUGCUGUUUUCUGCAGUUGGCAAUUCUUUACUUGGAAAUAUGUUAGUGGAAACAGCCCUCCUGACCAUCAGCAGCCAAAUUGCUGUAGAGUUGACAGCUAACAUAUUCUUCUUCACCUUUCUGAUCAACACCAUCAUCUGCCUUAUAAAUUGCUUGUGUGAAAUUGUCCUGGGCAACAUAAGAUCUGAGGAACUGUGCCAGGAUAUUUUUACAGGAAAGUCCUCCUCAGUACAGCACAAGGUGGUCACCAAAAAAAAUCAAAGAAAGGCCCACCAUAUUAAGAAGAAAAAGACACAAGGUUUAUUAAAAGCUCAAACCUUGGGUGCCAACCAAGUUCAGCAUUUACACUCCAAAGACUCCAGUGCUUCCCCUUUUAAAAGCCGGAUUGAUGUGGCUCCCAAACUAUUAUCCAGUAUCCCCACUAAGAGCAGAAGUCAGAUUCUUAAUGAUAAUGCAGGGGAGAUAUGUGGCAGCAUUAAAAGGUCAAGAUCCUCUUCAGAGGUGUAUAUUUUCAAAGGAAAUAGAAACAACAACAAUACUGCCUCUUGUAGUAGCAGUGCUGCCAGUAAUGCAAGUGACGCUGGCAAUAGUGAACAGGGUGGUGCCACUGGAGGCCAAGGGGCCACAAAUAUAACAGGUGUUGCAGAGACAGAGAGAGAGCCAAAGCCCAGCCAAGAGGAUAAAGAGCUUCAACUGUCACCUGAUGACAUUAUUUUUGGUGACAUUCCUUUAAUGACUGGAAAAUGGUUUGGUGAGGUACCUCUCUCUGGGGACGCUGCCUUUCAGGAAAUCCCUCUGGAUCAGCAGGAACAGUCUUCAAAUGGAAAGAAACCAAAGACGAAGAGGCCACCAAAAAAUCGCCAGAAGCUGCCUAAGAAAGACAAGAACAACCGUAAUGCCAGAAAGCCUAGCAAAAAGGGUGGCAAGAACCAAAAACCACAACAAAAUGCCACUGAAGAUGACAGCAAAACAUCCAAAGGAACAGAUGUGAACCCAGCCAAAGCACCUCUUCAAACAUGUCCAAGAACAAUGAUGUCAGUUCUGGAGCAGAAACAUCUAGAUGCUGGUAUCAAGCCUUUGUGCAUUCUAUGUAAGAGGCCAGUAGAUAUGAAAUAUCCAUACCCUUACCACUGGUUGUGUAAAUAUGAGCGUGCUGUUGAGAUUGGCUUGGCUACACCUCCCAUCUCUGGUCAAGAUGCAACCCUGCAGGAAGAAGUUAAAUCUCUCUAUGGCUUCAUGAAGUUGCCCGACCCAACACUGGUGAAUGGUAAAGGUACAACAUUCCCACAAAAGAAGUUGAAUGAGAUGAGACCAGUUGAGUGUGAGUACUGGCUGUGGGAAAUGAUGAGGAUCAAUCCUGCCUGGGUCCUGGAGAUGCUUGAUGAGGGCAAGAAACCUGAAAAUAGACGUGAUAAGAAGGAGAACAAGGAAUGGCAUGAUUGGUUUAACAGGAGACUGAGUGCAGAGUAUCGUAAAAAGAUGAUGACCAACCUAAGCCAAGAAGAGCUGGAUGCUCGGCCUGAUUGUUUUCUGUGUAAGAGAGCAAUGUCCCCUAAAGAUCCCUAUUUAUGUCACUGGUAUUGUAAGUAUGGGGAAGAUGUUCAGCUAGAAUGUACACACCCUCCAGCCAGAGGACAAGAGUCAACUCUAAGGGACAUUGUGGAAGGGCUUUUUGCUUAUAUGGGAGUGGCCAAGUCACAACUAAAGUACAUGAUUGAGGAAGGGGAAUCUUUUAGUGAUGGAGAAGAUGAUUCAAGCAGUACAUGGUUCCCAGAUGAGAAACUGUCUGACUUACCAGAGAGUGAGCAGAAUACAUGGAUGAAAAGACUUUUGAAGAUAAGUCCCCAGUGGGCUGCAAGGAGAGGAUUUGUGGGAUCAUUGGCUCCAUCUGAUAUUG
Molecule: messenger RNA, 2859 nt
Organism: Lingula anatina
Lineage: Eukaryota; Metazoa; Brachiopoda; Lingulata; Lingulida; Lingulidae
Biological process (GO): detection of mechanical stimulus
Cellular component (GO): membrane
Molecular function (GO): calcium channel activity; protein binding
Source: RefSeq, a predicted model, not a curated record